Messenger RNA from Penicillium arizonense, 261 nucleotides. RefSeq lists its product as uncharacterized. Bases 1 to 261 code for a protein of 86 amino acids. The record is from RefSeq and is a predicted model, not a curated record. NCBI's taxonomy places the organism in Eukaryota, Fungi, Ascomycota, Eurotiomycetes, Eurotiales, Aspergillaceae. The transcript has 2 exons.
AUGACUGAAUUCCGAGAUCACUGUCGAAAAAUGUGUAACAAAACACACGGGGGCCUGAUGGCAACUGAUGAGGGGACGUUUUUCCCGUCCUACUUGGGAGCCAUGAAACGUAAGAAAGUCAAGGACCCGCUGUCUGGACGCCUCCGACGUGGGCCACCGUCGUUCCAUCAGUAUCUAAGCAUUGGUUAUGUCAUUCAGGAAAAAGUCUUUGGCACACCAAUUGAACAAAACAUCUCUGGCGAAGCUGGUACUAGCAACUAG